CAUUUGGGAAUUCUGUCUGUCGUACUAGGCUUUUGUUUGCGGCCAUUCCUAGGAUGGCUUUCUAGGGGUUCAUCGAGCUUCUUUCGAGAUUUCGAGCGUUGAACAGUAUCGUAUAAAUAUUUAUUCUUUCCUACUUGUUAGGGAACAAAAGGUUUAUUCGACCUUCGAUCUUUUUCAGUGAACUAAAACAAUUUUCAGAUACACAUUUUUUCUUUUAUCGCUAUUUCAGCAGCUAUGCGGCGACAUAUACAUGCGGAUGUUCGGUUAUGCGCUCUGUAUGAGUUCAAACUCGGUCACAGCGUGAAUGUGGCUCUUAAUAAUUUGAUACGAGCAUACGGGGCCAAUGUGUUGUCCGCUCAUACGCUCCAGAAUUGGUAUCGAAGAUUCCGUAGAGGUGAUGAAAGCCUAAAGCGAGAGAAGCGAAAGUCGCCAAUAGAUGAGUCGGAAUUGAAGCGGUUGAUUGAAGAGAAUCCGCGCAUCAGAAUGGCCGAUCUGACACGACACUUUGGUGUCUCGAAUAAAUCGAUCAGGCAUCAUAUUACUUCAAUUGCACAGGGUGAAUUCCGAAUAUACAUCAGAACUAAGACGGUUGGUUCGAUACUACUUCAGUUUUCUUUCAUGAUUGAGUAA
Molecule: messenger RNA, 630 nt
Organism: Haemonchus placei
Lineage: Eukaryota; Metazoa; Nematoda; Chromadorea; Rhabditida; Trichostrongylidae
Source: the annotation of a GenBank genome assembly